This is a messenger RNA of Paraphaeosphaeria sporulosa, 663 nucleotides long. RefSeq lists its product as uncharacterized. Bases 1 to 603 code for a protein of 200 amino acids. The transcript is spliced from 3 exons. The record is from RefSeq and is a predicted model, not a curated record. Lineage: Eukaryota; Fungi; Ascomycota; Dothideomycetes; Pleosporales; Didymosphaeriaceae.
AUGGCAGGGAGGUACGCCGAAACGAUCCACAUGGACGAGUAUGGAGGCCGCCACUAUCCUCCCCAACCCCAUCCCCAAGCACCAUCCCCACCACCACCAGGUGCAUCCACCGCCCGCCCCCGCCGCCCACGCUACGACGGUGCAGACAGAGACCGUCCUCGCCGAGCACACACCUACCGGGCACCCCCUCCCCCAGCAUCCUCGCACUCGUCCACCAGCCCACCACCGCGGCACCCGCCCCCACGCCGGUCCCCUCGCAACCACGACCGCUCGCCCCCAGCAGACGACUACUACGCACCCCGUCGGCGCCGGCACAGGGACGAGGACUACUUCUCCGACGACAAGCACCAUCGGCGCGCGCCUCCUUCCCGUCCUCACCACCGCGAGGAGCGUCGGCGCGAGCCCCGGGACCAUGCACCCCGCGAGCACCGCAAGGACAAGGACGACGACAGGCGACGGCCCCGCCCCGAGCGCAAAGAAAGCAAGUGGCAAAAGGAAGGCAAGAAACUGUUUAACGAGUACGCAGUCCCUGCGAUCAAGGCCGAGGGGACAAAGUUUGUGAGCAGGCAGAUUGGGAAUAUUCUCGCCAAGGGGGUCUCAUAGCUGGUAUAGUGGGAGAAGAAGUGGGGGGUUGGGAGGGGGGUGUAGGACUAUGGUAUGUGG